Bombyx mori (domestic silkworm) is the source of this 4763-nucleotide messenger RNA. Its product is annotated as probable aldehyde oxidase gad-3. The transcript has 16 exons. The record is from RefSeq and is a predicted model, not a curated record. Bases 37 to 3834 code for a protein of 1265 amino acids. Lineage: Eukaryota; Metazoa; Arthropoda; Insecta; Lepidoptera; Bombycidae. Gene Ontology annotation, molecular function: 2 iron, 2 sulfur cluster binding; oxidoreductase activity; iron ion binding.
GCUUGUAAAGCAAUUGCAACGUGAAACUCCUAAAAUAUGGAUCGAAUCACAUUUAGCGUUAACGGACUCAAAUGUUCUGUUGGACCAGAAAUAGAGGCCGACACAUCCUUGAACGAUUACAUCAGGAACCACCUCGACUUGCGGGGAACGAAGUACAUGUGCAAAGAGGGAGGCUGCGGAUCUUGUGUUGUGGCGGUCAACGCAGACCGAAACGGCAAAAAAAUGAAAUUCUCCGUUAACUCGUGCUUAGUACUGGUUAGGUCAUGUCAAGACUGGGAGGUGACGACAAUCGAAGGCAUCGGAAGCAGGGGGAAGGGGUAUCACCCCGUCCAGAGAGCCCUGGCUGAGUAUAACGGGACUCAGUGCGGAUAUUGCAGUCCUGGAUUCGUGAUGAGCAUGUACAGUUUGUUGGAAUCAAAUCAUUAUGAUCUUACUCAACACGAGAUAGAAAAUUCGUUUGGGAGUAACACUUGUAGAUGCACAGGCUCGCGACCGAUCUUGGACGCCUUUAAAAGCUUCGCCAAAGAUGCCCCGAAACCACAUCCAUUACUAGAUAUAGAAGAUGUAUCUUUAUGCAAAAAGAAUUGUAAAGAAAACUGUAAAGGCAAGUGUGAUGUGAUUGAUGGAAGCUGGUGCGUUAUAGAUAAAAAUGAUGAUCAAAUGAAGAAAAUACAUACCAAAGAUGGCCAUACGUGGUACAGAGUUAAUGAAAUUAGUGAAAUAUUUCAAGUUUUGGAUGAAGAAGGCUACGAGUCUUAUAUGCUAGUAAAUGGCAAUACUGGAAGAGGAGCAGCACCAAUACUGGUUUACCCGCGGCUGCUAAUAGACAUAAGUCCAAUAAAAGCACUAAGGGAAUAUUACACGGAUCAGAAUUUAGUUGUCGGAGCCGGCAUGACACUGACCGACCUAAUGGAGUUGUUCAAGAACAUUUCACGUGAACACGAAGAGUUCUCGUAUCUGAUCAAGCUUUAUGAGCAUCUGGAUCUUGUUGCUCAUAUUCCAGUUAGAAAUGUUGGAACUAUCGCUGGGAAUUUAAUGGUGAAACACAGACAGCUAACGUUUUCUUCGGAUAUAUUCCUGUUGCUUGAAACCAUCGGAGCCACCAUGGUGAUAGUUCACAAAACGGAAUCCACUGAAGUGACUCCAGACGAUUUCUUGUCAAUGGACAUGACCGGUAGAGUUAUUUAUCAAAUUAGGAUUCCGCCGUUUUCACAUCGAUACAAGUUUGUCUCGUUCAAGAUUAUGCCAAGAGCCCAGAAUGCUCAUGCGCAAGUGAACACCGGUUUUCUUUAUGAAUUUAAUGCAAAAAAUAAAGGUGUAAUCGAUUCGGCUCGAAUAGUGAUUGGCGGUUUGUCAGCACAUUUCGUUCACGCAAAGCAAACUGAGAAGUACCUCAAAGGGAAAGACGUGUUUACCAAUGAAGUUCUGCAGCACGCUCUGAUGGUGUUGAAAGGGGAAUUAAUGGUGGAUGAAAUUCCGGGAGAAAUGAGCCCCGAAUUCAGAAAGAAGCUGGCCCUGGGUUUGUUUUACAAAGGACUGUUAAAUCUUAUUCCGAAGAAAACGAUAAACCCUCGUUACCGCUCAGGAGCCAGAGAUUUUCGGAAAACUCGUCCACUUUCGAAAGGCUCCGAAGUUUACGAUACGAAUCCCAUAAUAUGGCCACUGACUGAACCAAUGCCGAAGGUCGAUGCUCUCGUGCAAUGUGCGGGAGAAGCUCAAUACGUGAAUGACUUACCGAAGCAGACGGCUGAAGUAUACUGUGCGUUUGUGACGUCUGAUGUCGGAACCGGGGAGAUAGUAGAAAUCGAUCCUACACCUGCUCUUAAAAUUCCAGGCGUGCUAGCAUUCUUUUCAGCGAAAGACAUACCGGGCAAGAAUAAUUUCUUAUCCCAACGAGUACCGACUCAACUGUUCCCCGAAGAGAUAUUCGCAGAAAAAACGAUAAAAUAUUACGAUCAAGCCAUAGGUCUGAUCGUGGCUGAAACUGAACAGCUGGCAAACAGAGCAGCCCUACUCGUACAUGUCAAAUACAAAGUGGACAGAAAGCCCAUACUAACUAUUCACGAUGCUAGAGCAAAAGACCCAAGUCGAGUCAAACUUUUCAUAAUAAUUCCUCCUAGAGACAGGGGAACGAAUGUGCAGAGGGUCCUCAAAGGCUCAGACACUAUUUUAGGCCAAUACCACUUUCACAUGGAGAACCUAUCGUGCGUUACGAGACCAAGCGAAGACGGAUUGGAUGUAUUUGUGGCAACGCAAUGGACAGAUUCAGUUCACAUCGGUAUUUCGGAGAGCUUAAACAUAGAGCAAAACAGGAUUAAUCUGACAGUACCUAGAUGUGGAGGCGGGUACGGGGCUAAGAUAUCGCGCGCGUCUCACGUGGCCUGCGCAUGCGCCUUGGUCACUCACCUCAUGGAUAGGCCGUGUCGCUUCGUGAUGAGCAUUCAGGCUAACCUCAGAGUGAUCGGGAAACGACUGCCCAGUCAGAGAGAUUUUGAGGUUGGACUCAGUGAUUCCGGUGAAAUCCAGUAUAUGGAGUACCAGAUAUACGAAGAUAACGGCUACACCGUGUCGGACGCCGUAAUGCCUUUCCUUAUCGGGGGGGUCAAGAACUGCUACGAUAACAGAAGAUGGCAGUCCAAGUUGUUCAAUGUGGUUACUGAUACCGCGUCGAAUAUUUAUGCGAGAGCACCAGGUUCCCUGGAAGCCAUAUCCAUGGCUGAAUAUUUAAUGGAGCGGAUAUCGUACGAACUGGAACGUGAUCCUAUCGAAGUUCGUCUCAAUAAUCUUGAUCCUCAGUACACAGAAGUAGCUGAAGUCGUUCAAACACUCCUGCGAGAUAGCGAAUACCACAAACGCAAAGAAGAAGUCGAGAAAUUUAACAAGGAGAAUAGAUGGAAGAAACGAGGUCUGAGAUUAGCUAUGAUGAACUGGCCGGCUUCUUCGGUCGUAGACUAUCACGUUUUGUUGUCUGUGUACCACGGAGACGGCACGGUCGUGGUCACACAUGGCGGUAUUGAAAUAGGACAAGGGAUCAAUACAAAAGUCAUCCAGGCAGUCGCUUACACACUGAAAAUUUCCACUGAUAAGGUAAUAUGUAAACCUCCGACUGUCGCUACGAACCCUAACAACUUCACGACUGGAGGCAGCAGAACCACGCAAUCCGUCUGCUUCGGUGCUAUUAAAUGCUGCCAAAUUCUUCUCGACCGCUUGUCAGUUGUUCGGGAGGCCCUAAAUGACCCGACCUGGGAAAUACUUAUCGAAGCCGCGUUCAAUAGAGGCAUCAAUCUGCAGACCAGUUACCGCGUGACGCCAAACGAUCAAGAUCCGUAUAGAUGCGCUGGAGCAGCCGUUGCUGAGGUAGAGCUGGAUGUCAUAACGGGAGAACAUGAGAUACUGAGAGUUGAUAUCAUUGAAGAUGUAGGGACCAGUAUCAAUCCGGAAUUAGAUGUCGGACAGGUGGAAGGAGCAUUCAUGAUGGGCGUCGGUUAUUGGACCCAUGAAGAGUUGAUAUAUGAUCAGAAAACUGGAGAGCUGCUCACCGACCGAACUUGGUACUACAAGGUGCCUCUGACUAAGGAUAUCCCGAUAGACUUUAGAAUUCAAUUCAGGAGGAACUCUUACAACCCAAUCGGUACCCUUGGGGCAAGAGCUGUUGCUGAACCUCCGACGUGCUUGUCCAUUUGCGUCGCACUAGCCCUGCGGGAAGCUAUAGUGUCUUCAAGAGAAGAGACUGGAUACCCAAGAAACAAAUGGUUCAAUGUUGAUGGUCCAUACACGUUAGCAGUGAACGUUCUCAAAUCUGAUGUAAAACUAGAAGAAUUUUUGUUUAAUUAAUAAUCAAUUUUCUUACGUGCGCACACCAAUGUACGUAUUAAUUAAACGUUGGCUACGUAGGCUAGCUUUACAAUGCUUCUAUUCAAUAAAGUGUAAAGGUUUGUGUCUGAGAGUCAGUUGUUAAACCGCUAUGUCAAGCCGUGUGCUUAGUGCGUGUUCUUUAACGCCCUCUAUAGCGUAAAAGUUAACUCAGAUCUCUAUGGAGUUGGAAAGUUUGCCUACGUUUCCCACUAGGGGCGCUGUUCUAACUGCAUAGCAAUUUGAGUUAGCUUUUACAUUAUCGAGAACGUUAAAAAACUCGCUCUAAGCACACUGAGCGUGACCGACUCCGGCCUAAUAUGGCCGAGUAGCCAAUGAUAUUUCAUCCCAUAUUAUCUCAUUUCAUUUAAUUUCAUCCCAGUUGAUUAAUGUCUCAAAUUAAUCAUCUUUAUUUCAUUUCACUUCAUUUCACUCCAUAUUAUCAUUUUUUAUAAAAAUAAGAAUAUAAGUUAAAAUAAGACAUAACUUAAAAGUCUUAGUUACCAGGUCAUAAAAUCUCUUAAAAAAAAAGAGAUUUUGGCGGGAAUGCGACGAUCGAAGUUGUGUAAAAUGUUUUGUUUUGUUAAUUUAGUGUUUCUUCAAACGUGUUAUAUGCGUGGCUUAAUGACUGUUUAGCAUUUGCGAAAAUGCACAAGUGUGGAUAAAUAAAACAAAGCCACUGAACGUGGAUUCUCGAAAUCUUCCAACUAACAACAUUCAACAAAUAUAAUAUAAAAGAUAUUUCAAAAUAUAAAAAAAACAACAUAUUUCUUUCAAAAAUAAUGCGUCAAUAUAAAUUUUGUUAUGUAACCUUUUUUUGUAUUUGUAUUUUAUUAGGUAUAUUAGACCUUAUUUUGAAAUUUAUUUUCCGAAACUUUAGGAUAAUGUAUUUGUAUGUACGCCCCGGUAAC